CUAUUGAUAUGACAAAUAGAAUUAAUCAUUGACUUUUCCAGUGAUUUACUAUUUACGCGAAACAUGAAUAUUUUGGUAGUAAAGUGGUACAGUGUUUUAUAAUUGGAACAAAGCAACCAAAAAAGUAAAUCCAAUGGCUAAAUUCAAGAACAUUUUCACAAAUAUCUUCACAAAAUCGAAUUCAAAACUGGAAACAGACGCAGCGAUCAUUCCACAUAGAGCUGUCGACGACGAUAAGAGUGAUAACACAAACAGUGCGAGCAAUGUUUCUGCGCUCACGAGACCAGAAGAGACGCAGCUAGUUCCUAGUACAUCAGCAUCCGAUGGCAAUCAGAUAAACUCAGUAAUCCCGGAGAAUACUGCACCAGAUCAACAACUGUUAAGCCCAACGGCAAGGGCUUUGACACAGAACAUUGUUAAUAAUGUGCAAAAUAACGCCCUAACAGCGCCACAGACAUCCAUCACCAAUGCAACAGGUGUCCAGGUUUUCCAAAUAAAAAAUGCCAAAAACGUUCAUAUUGGUAAUAGCUUUACCUUCAACUCGGCCAAUACCGAAGAAGAGCGCACAAGGUCGCCCAGCAACAUCAACGGGCCAGUAAAAUGGGCAAACCUUAAGCUGUCCGACACAAUACGACAAAUGAUGGACUGUGAGGAUGAGUUGGAUACGGAAAUGAUGAUUACCAUAUCCCGGCAUCUGGGUUACGAAUGGAAGAAUUUCGCAAGGAUUUUGGAAUACUCGGACGGACAAGUACAAGCAUUUGAAUGUGAUAACGAAACGUUAUCCGAGAGAAUUUAUCAGUUCAUUUUGGACUGGUCCCGGAAUGACGACGAACCAACGCUAGGUAAAAUGGUCAACCUGUUGUGGCAGCAUAUGCACAAGGAAACGGUCUACUAUAUGAAAUUACUGUGGAAGAAACGACGACAGAAUCAAGCAGAGUGAUAAACUCCCAAAAAAAAAAACGAUUGAAUCCAGAAAAUCACCAAGAAACGCACAAAAAUGUAUUGUUGCUUUGCAGUGUAAUAGACGAGCACAGCUCCAUAAACAGUGCCUUAAUGAAUACAUUGUAACGAUACGUUGAAACUCAUUCGUCACGCAGUGCUGACUGUGAAAACUAUAUUUUUGUAAAAUUUUAAGUAAUAUGGCGUACAAUACGUACUAUUUUAUAAAAUAAAAUAUAAAAAAAACUGUAA
This is a messenger RNA of Aedes albopictus (Asian tiger mosquito), 1191 nucleotides long. RefSeq names its product protein immune deficiency (gene imd). Gene Ontology annotation, molecular function: protein binding. The record is from RefSeq and is a predicted model, not a curated record. Gene Ontology annotation, biological process: signal transduction. The transcript has 2 exons. Bases 134 to 940 code for a protein of 268 amino acids. NCBI's taxonomy places the organism in Eukaryota, Metazoa, Arthropoda, Insecta, Diptera, Culicidae.